This is a messenger RNA of Artibeus jamaicensis (Jamaican fruit-eating bat), 1962 nucleotides long. It is a transcript of the gene TADA1, whose product is annotated as transcriptional adaptor 1. Bases 304 to 1248 code for a protein of 314 amino acids. Gene Ontology annotation, biological process: regulation of transcription by RNA polymerase II. The transcript has 8 exons. Gene Ontology annotation, cellular component: SAGA complex. The record is from RefSeq and is a predicted model, not a curated record. Lineage: Eukaryota; Metazoa; Chordata; Mammalia; Chiroptera; Phyllostomidae. Gene Ontology annotation, molecular function: transcription coactivator activity.
CUGCAGAUGAGGCCUCCCUGCCUCCCUGGGGGCUGGGGCUCCUCCCUGGGCGGGGCAGGAAUAGUGCGUUUCCUCCCUGGGACCCCCUGAGCGGGAGCAGGCCGGGUGCGAGGGCGCGGCGCCCCGGGAGGGCUUCCUGGAGGAGGAGGCUUUGCGCUCGGGUGGGCGCGGGCGCAGUCGGAGAGAGCAAGGCGGCAAUUUCGGGAGGCACACAGACCUUCCGGCUGAAUAAUAGUAGCGGACACUUACGGAACACCCUUCAAGCUCUCUGAAUGUUCUGUGUCAUCACGUCUCGCAACAGAGAUGCACGCAAGAUACUGGGCCAACUUAAAGCUGUGGUUCAAGCAGAAGAUCAGCAAAGAAGAGUUUGACCUUGAGGCUCACAGACUUCUCACGCAAGACAAUGUCCACUCGCACAACGAGUUCCUCCUGGCGAUCCUCACUCGGUGUCAGAUCUUGGUGUCCGCUCCAGAGGGGGCCGGCUCUCUGCCCUGGCCCGGGACCCCUGCAGCCAAACCCGGGAAACCGAAGGGGAGGAAGAAGCUUUCAUCUGUUCGUCAGAAAUUUGAUCACAGGUUCCAGCCUCAGAACCCCCUCUCGGGGGCCCAGCAGUUUGUGGCGAAGGACCCCCAAGAUGACGACGACCUGAAGCUCUGUUCCCACACCAUGAUGCUGCCCACGCGCGGCCAGCUGGAGGGCAGGAUGAUCGUGACGGCCUACGAGCACGGCCUGGACAACGUCACCGAGGAGGCUGUGUCGGCGGUGGUCUGCGCCGUGGAGAACCACCUAAAAGACAUAUUGGCCUCCGUCGUGUCGAGAAGGAAGGCCUACCGGCUGCGGGACGGCCACUUCAAGUACGCCUUCGGCAGCAACGUGACCCCGCAGCCCUACCUGAAGAACAGCGUGGUGGUGUACAACAGCCUGAUGGAAAGCCCCCCAGCCUUCUCCGCUCCUUGUGCCGGCCAGAACCCAGCGUCCCACCCGCACCCCGACGACGCGGAGCAGCAGGCCGCGCUGCUGCUGGCCUGCUCGGGGGACACCCUCCCGGCGUCCCUGCCCCCGGUCAACAUGUACGACCUUUUCGAAGCUUUGCAGGUGCACCGGGAGGUCAUCCCCACGCACACCGUGUAUGCCCUCAACAUCGAGAGGGUCAUCACGAAGCUCUGGCACCCGAACCAUGAGGAGCUGCAGCAGGACCGGGUGCACAGGCAGCGCCUGGCCGCCAAGGAGGGUCUGCUGCUGUGCUGAGCCCCGCCCCCCCGCACCGAGGACUGAGAGUGGGCGGUUUUGGCCCGUCCGCACUCCCAGACUGACGGGGACCUGCCAACAGGACCUUUCCUCCAGAGAUGCCCGGGUGGGGGGGGCGCUCUGCCCGAGGUGUCGGGCAGGUGACACCCUGGGACGACCUUGUGAACUGUCUUCUCCUGAUUCCCAUUUCCUUCCCGGGGCUGACGGGCCCGAAGACCGCGGUGGACGGGUCCACCUGUUCGUUGUUCCCGUGGGGUGUUUGAGUGGUCCAUGCGGACGGGUUGCAUUUCUACACGGUCGUCCCCCUGUUCCUGUGAACUGUGUCCCUGGUGUUCAGAUGGUAAAGGGAAAACAACUGGCCUUUGGCAGUGUCGCUGCAAACAGAGUCUGUUUUCCACCCACGCGUUGCUUUUUCCUCGAGGGCUGCUGGCCGUGUGGUCAGCCCUGAACAGUGAGGGCGUGAGGGACGCAGCCACAAAUUCGCCUGUGAUCUGUGACUCCCCAACACUGAUGCCCACACCCGCAGGUGCCCCAGUCCCCGACGUGACACGGCGUGGAAGCGUCUGGACUCCCACCUGCGGUCAGCAGUCUGGGCAUUCACGGAAGGUCCCAGUGUACGCACCGCCAUUCCAACCCAUGCUGGUCAGGGGUCGGCCGCGUUAGAAUGGGACUCUCUGUGGGUUAUUAGUGUAUGAAUAGGUACAGAUGGGUCGG